AUGAAUUUCGGGUCACAGCCGAAUAUUUCGCGUUCUUCAAGGCGGAAUGAGCUAGACCCCAAGCCUGCUCGCAGUCUGAACAAUUUGAACACGGUUGAUGGACCCCCGGACCCCACUUUUCUGGAGGAAGUUGGUAGUGGAACUUAUUCAGUUGUUUAUAAAUGCAAGUUGGAAGCGAAUGGGCCUGUACUGGCAGCGAAGGUGAUGAAGAUGAAUCCCUCUGAAGGUGCCCCAGGAACGGCUAUUCGAGAAGCCGGUAUUCUUAAGCUGCUCAAGCACGAUAAUAUUGUCACCUUACAUGAAGUCAUCUAUAAACCUGGGAAAAUAACUCUGGUUUUCGAAUAUAUAGAAGACAACCUCUCCAACUACAUGGGGAAACACGAUUUACCGAAGGAUAGUGCCACUGUUCAGCGAUUCUCCUCUCACUUAUUUCAAGGACUGGCAUACAUACACAAGAAGAAUAUUCUUCACAGAGACUUGAAGCCUGAAAACACUUUGAUAACAAGCAAUGGCAUUUUAAAAAUAGCAGAUUUUGGAAUGGCUCGACAGAAAUUCCUUUCAACGUGUGACAUGGAAACACGUGUUGCAACCCUUUGGUAUAAACCACCGGAAAUUCUCCUAACGGGGUGCAAAUACGACUUUGGCAUCGACAUAUGGAGCGCCGGAUGCAUCGUCUACGAGAUGAUGAACGGCGAAGUGCUCUUCAAGGGGACUGAUUUUGUAACGCAGACUUUUAAAAUCUUCCAAAUACUCGGCAUACCGCCACAGUCAUAUUGGCCGGAGUUGAGACUCAACCAAACAUUUCAGGCGAUUCAAGGGAAUUUGGAGGAAUCCUAUCCGGCCACCACUUUGCAAACAUACGAUAUAAAAACCCCUCUUAGAGAUCGUUUCACACAUCCUUCUAAUCGUCACUGGCGCGAAAACGCGGCUGCUUUCAGCCUGCUAGAGGCCUGCCUACAACCCUGCGAAUCAAAACGUAUCGCGGCCGAGGAUGCGCUGAAAAUGGAUUUCUUGGCUAGAUGUGUGGCCCCGUCAAAAAUCGACCAGACAUACUCUUUAAGGAUCCCCAAACCCUCGGAUCAUAUUGGCACAACAGAUUUAUGCCCCGCUAGCAGGGCUGACAAGCACAGCAUCGAGACACGGAGUUCGCGAUCUGAACUCCAGCCGACUGUUAUGGAAGAAAGUCACUCCAACUCCUCGGAUUGCUUCCAAGGCAAAACGCAGUCGGAUCAUCAAAUCCAAAUUUGGGGGGGCAGUUGCGGAUCGUCUCUUUCCAAUCCUCCUCCUUCACUUUCAACAUUACCACCGCAAGAAAGCACGCGGUGUAAUGGUAGUAUCAAAGAUUCGAGAGGUAGUUUUGGACCGUGUCUACGUACAUCACUAUCAUCACAACCACCACCACAACUACCACCACGGAAUACUCGCGAAAGAGGACAGGAUGCUUGUUUGCUGCCUAGUGUGUCAUCCAUACCGUCGUUGGGUAGUGGCGUAACCUCUCUUCCCAUUUCUACUGCUCAACAAGAUAUUCUUAAAUCUCCCUCUUAUCGACAUCCAUCACCGCCGCCAAUUCCACUACGUGUGCGACGUCACCACGCGAACACAGUCCCUUCUGGACUUUCGAAGUCGAUGGAACUCUCCUAA
Echinococcus granulosus is the source of this 1641-nucleotide messenger RNA. RefSeq names its product Cell division protein kinase. The coding region runs from base 1 to 1641 and encodes 546 amino acids. Gene Ontology annotation, biological process: protein phosphorylation. Lineage: Eukaryota; Metazoa; Platyhelminthes; Cestoda; Cyclophyllidea; Taeniidae. The record is from RefSeq and is a predicted model, not a curated record. Gene Ontology annotation, molecular function: cyclin-dependent protein serine/threonine kinase activity; ATP binding. The transcript is spliced from 11 exons. Gene Ontology annotation, cellular component: nucleus; cytoplasm.